UGUUUCAGGUGAUGGAAUAUUAUCAUGAUUUGAAACAUUAUUGGAUGGAUGGCUAUGGGCAUGAUCUGACUUACAGACAAGCGUGUAUGGCGAUCAAAACUAUGUUUGAUAAUUUCAGUCACAAAAGAGACCCGCACGCGAUAUUCCUGUUCGCACACUCGGGGACCCUGCUAAAGAUCCUCACACACAUGCAUCUGUAUAAACCGGAGUCUCCUCUACGAGGCGACGCCAUCGACAGGAAGAGGCCGUGGCGAGCGACUAAUAUUGACUGCUUCGCUUCUAACUUAGCUUUUGUGUUAUACAA
This is a messenger RNA of Ostrinia furnacalis (Asian corn borer), 304 nucleotides long. RefSeq names its product multiple inositol polyphosphate phosphatase 1-like. Lineage: Eukaryota; Metazoa; Arthropoda; Insecta; Lepidoptera; Crambidae. Gene Ontology annotation, molecular function: inositol phosphate phosphatase activity; acid phosphatase activity. The record is from RefSeq and is a predicted model, not a curated record. The annotation marks the transcript as partial. The transcript has 2 exons.